Messenger RNA from Lytechinus variegatus (green sea urchin), 1750 nucleotides. Its product is annotated as iron-sulfur protein NUBPL-like. NCBI's taxonomy places the organism in Eukaryota, Metazoa, Echinodermata, Echinoidea, Temnopleuroida, Toxopneustidae. Gene Ontology annotation, cellular component: mitochondrion. Gene Ontology annotation, molecular function: ATP-dependent FeS chaperone activity; ATP binding; 4 iron, 4 sulfur cluster binding. The record is from RefSeq and is a predicted model, not a curated record. The transcript is spliced from 10 exons. Bases 156 to 1322 code for a protein of 388 amino acids. Gene Ontology annotation, biological process: mitochondrial respiratory chain complex I assembly; iron-sulfur cluster assembly.
AGCGUAGACGAGCUGUGUGGUAGCUGGGCGUGUAUAAUUUUAAUGGGCCCCUGUAUUCAGUCAUGCCCACGGAUACUCGUGAACUUUUCACCCGUGUGCAGCCCGAUACAUAUCAGUAAAAGAUAGGGUCGGCCGCUGGAUCUGUUGUGAAAUUUAUGUUCUCAUUUUACAAGGUAACAAUGGCAACUAGGCUGAGCUCAUCGCGGUUCUUAUUAAGCACACUGUUUGCUUUUUCGAAGUAUGGAAAACCAACUAGAUCUAUGAUUAGUUCGAGUACAAACCAAGCCGCUGGGAGAGGAAUGAACAAGAUUAAGAUUCAGAAGAGGAAUUGGAAAAGGGUGUGUUCUGAAUCUGAAACAGACAACUGGCAUUUUCACUGGUCUUCAUCAGCAAAGAAAAGGUUGACAAAAGUUAGCUGGCUUGAUCAUGAUGUUAAAGCAUUUUCUGUGAGUAGCACACAAUGUCAAGGGUCAUCUAAAAUCACUGAAGAAGAGCGAAGGAAGCGUCUGAUGGCACGUAAUCUUCCAAAAAGAGAACCCAUUGUUGGAGUAAAAAACAUAAUCUUGGUAGCCUCCGGAAAAGGGGGAGUCGGAAAAUCUACCACAGCAGUCAAUAUCGCACUUGGUAUAGCUGCUAUUGAAAAGAAUGCUAAUGUUGGCAUCUUGGAUGCUGAUGUCUUUGGCCCUUCUAUACCUCGCAUGAUGAAUCUCCAAGGGAAAGAGCCUGAUAUUGAUAAAAAUAAUCAGCUUAUACCACUUAGGAAUUUUGGUAUAUCAUGCAUGUCUAUGGGUUUCCUGGUCGACGAGAAGUCACCUGUUGUAUGGAGAGGGUUAAUGGUAAUGUCAGCUAUUCAGAGGUUAGUCAAACAGGUAGCAUGGGCACCUCUUGAUUACUUGGUAAUUGACAUGCCACCCGGGACAGGUGACACACAACUCUCCAUAUCUCAACUUAUCACAAUAGCAGGUGCAGUUAUUGUGUCAACUCCUCAGGAUAUAGCCUUACUGGAUGCAAGGAAAGGAGCCGAGAUGUUCAAGAAAGUAGAUGUUCCCGUUCUUGGAAUUGUUCAAAAUAUGAGUGUUUACCAAUGUCCCAAGUGUGGUCAUCAAGCCCAUAUAUUUGGACAAGAUGGUGUCCAUGGUGUUGCCAAAGAGAUGGGACUUGACGUGCUUGGUGAUGUGCCUCUUCACAUAGACAUCAGAGAGACCUCUGACAGUGGGAAACCUAUCGUUGUAUCAGCACCUCAAAGCUCACAGGCCAUUGCUUACAAAUCAAUCGCACAGGAAGUACUGCGAAGAAUCAAACAGGAUGAAUCACAUAGAUGACAAUGAAAAGACUUUUACAAACUGUCUGGCCUCAAGUGUUUAUCAUGGAAGUUGAUUCCUCUAGGAUUUUUACCCACUGACUUCACAGAUGCUGUAAAUCACCUGAUGGGGGUUUCAUAAAGUUGUUCGUAAGUCAUGAGCGAUUUCACAAAUGACUGGUGACCCUUUGUUCAGAACUAAAUACACACCAAUGAAAAUUUGGUGCGCAUAUAAUUUACCUUGAGAAAGGAUCACCAGUCACUUGUAAAUCAUGAACAGCUUUAGAAAAUACCCACCCGGGAUGGUGUUUCAUAAAGGUGCUCGUAAGUAAUGAGCAACUUUACGAAAGACUGGUGACCCUUUCUUAAGCUUAUUGGUAUACACCUAAUUUUCAGUGAUGUUGAUCUAGCAUCUAAGAAAGGAUCACCAGCAAAGUCACUUGUAACUUA